ACGGCUCGCCCAUUUCUCUCGUCUCCUUCGUCGUCUCUGUUUCUUCCCACGUUCCUCUCUCUCUCUCUCUCUCUCUCUCUCUCGCGGCCACCCCUUUCCUGCCGGCGACGACCGCCGCCACGUCUACGCCGGGCCCUUUGCCGGCGACGAGCCCCGAAAAGAUCGACUCUUUUAUGAGUCCACAAGGCACCCAGGAUGAAGUUUUUAGAACACACCCCCUUCGACAGCAUAAAUCUGUUCCUCGACCAACUCAACCUCGGCGAUUGUGCAAUCAGAGGAAACCUUGAAGCCUUCUCAUGCAAGCACACUGCGACAGACCGCCGGCUUUCAAUUAGCCUAGAACAUGAGAUUCUUGAUUACUUAGGAAAGUCCUCUGACAGUGACCCUUCUUCACCAGUGGAGCACCUAUCCUCCAGAUCAAGCCGGAAGACAUUGAUAUAUCUAGUUCUUACUCUUGGGCACAUGUAUCCAGAUUAUGAUUUCAGUGCUGUUCGGGCACACUUGUUCUUCCAAGAAGAGGAGAUGGAAAGUUUCAAGCAGAUGAUAGACACCUACUUAUCUGAUGCUUCUAGGCAAUGGGCAGCAACAAAUGAGGGCAGUUCUCUUCUGGACAGUAUGACUAAAGCUAUUGAUGAGGUUAUCAAAAUCAGAGAGUGUGACAUCUACAGCUAUAACCCAGACUCUGAUGGAGAUCCAGUUCAAGAGAAAGGGGCCAUAUGGUCAUUCUACUACUUCUUCUACAAUAGGAAGCUAAAGCGAGUUGUGAGCUUUCGAUGUCACUGCACUAGCAAAUUAUCAGCAGAUGACUUCCUAACUGGUGUGGCGUCUGAUGGUGAAGAGGAAGAUGCCUUGAUUGACAUGGACAUAUGACUGACCGCGUUCUGCUCAGAACCUGUUGUGUGUGUGUAAUAUAUAGCGUAUAUGCCCUAUUCCCGUUAGGAAGCUUUUAAUAUAACUUCCCUUUUAUCGUAGCCUGCGGAAGCUAUGGCUCUUGUUAGCGUUGUAUAUGCGGAUUGGAGAUUUGGUAGCGGCAAACUUUUAAUCCCUGAGGUUUGAACUGUCACGCUAUGUUCGUACUCUAGUGCUUGCUGGAACUGAAUUCUAUGUCCUGCUUAGUUAAAGAAUAAAAUAUUUCAGACAAUUGUGUAAUCAAAUUUGCUCUACUGUUCA
Molecule: messenger RNA, 1170 nt
Organism: Panicum virgatum (switchgrass)
Lineage: Eukaryota; Viridiplantae; Streptophyta; Magnoliopsida; Poales; Poaceae
Product: repressor of RNA polymerase III transcription MAF1 homolog
Exons: 11
Coding region: 196-870 (224 amino acids)
Biological process (GO): negative regulation of transcription by RNA polymerase III
Cellular component (GO): nucleus
Molecular function (GO): RNA polymerase III core binding
Source: RefSeq, a predicted model, not a curated record